GUUUGUCAGAGCUCUGCUCCCCAGCCUGAGAGACACCGCUGCACCCAGGGCUUUUGCUGCACCACCCAAAGAGCGAGGGGCUGCACUCGUGCUGCUGCCUGGCUGCUGAGCUGGACGUGCCGAGAAGCCCCAGGUGAGGGAUGCCGUAGAAUCGCGUUGGAGACGUGCCCUCCUUGAGCUGUGCCACACAGGGGACAGCCAUGGCUAGCUCAGCCCUGGGAGUCAUCCUCGCUGUGCUGGCCUCGCUCAUCAUCACUGCCAAUGUGCUGGUGGCCAUCGCUCUCCUUUGCCUCAUCCAAAAGAGCGGCUCCAAGGGGCUCUAUUUUGUCCUUAAUCUUGCCAUUGCAGACACCGUGGUUGGCUUCACGGUUGUGGGUCUGGUCGUGGAUGAGUUUUCUGAGCCGUUUUAUCCUCCCCAGAUCUUCUGCAUCCUGAGAAUGGCUUUUGUGACCUCCUCUUCUGCUGCCUCUAUCCUAUCCCUGAUUCUGGUUGCGUGUGACAGACACCUGGCAAUCAGGAAGCCUUUCCACUAUUUCCAGCUGGUGACAGGCCUGCGGGUCGGGGUGCGCUUGAUGGGGCUCUGGCUGGUUGCUGCCAUCAUUGGCUUCCUCCCUGUCCUCACCCCGUGUUUUCAGAAGGUCUCCACGCAUGGGAAGUGUUCCUUCUUUGGGGUCUUCCACCCCACCUACAUGCUGACAGUCUUCUGCGUCGGCUUCUUCCCAGCGCUCUUUCUCUUCAUUUAUCUCUACUGUGACAUGCUGAAAAUUGCCUCUGUGCAUGUGCAGCAUAUCCAGGAAGUGGAGCACGCUGUACUGGCGGGGGGCUGCCCCCCAUCCCACACCACCAGUGACAUGAAGGCCAUGCGCACCGUUGCCGUGCUCAUUGGGUGUUUCACAUUGUCCUGGUUGCCUUUCUUCAUCGCCAGCAUUGUGCAAACUGUCUGUCCUGAGUGCUUCCCCUACAAAGUCAUUGAGAACUACCUCUGGCUGCUGGGACUAUGCAACUCCCUCCUGAACCCCCUGCUCUACUCCUACUGGCAGAAGGACGUGCGGCUGCAGCUCUCCCAGCUGACUGCAGGUGUGAAGAGGAGAGUCCUCCUUCACCUGGGCCGCCGCUUCCCUGGCAGAGGCACCAAAUCUCUCCCCACUGUGUCCUGCCUGCGGCUCCAGGACUGACACGGUAAGGAGCGGCUGUCACCAGCUUUCCAGCUCAUCUCCUGCAUUGUGACCAUGAACUUGUGGCUCACCAGCUGUGGAGAUCACAGACAGGGUGGGACCAAUCCAGAUGUUAAUUCCCAGAUAUCAGCAUGGCCAAAUUCCAGCCUGCCCACAGAGCACAGCCUGUUUUGUGCUAGCCCCAGGUACCCCAAAUUGCAAGUGCAUGCCACACCUUAGAUUUUGCCUGGAGAGCCUCAGCAAGAGCAGCCUUGUGUCUUCUGGGACAAAGCCCUUGGCACUCACUCCACAGGCUAAGUUCCUUCACCCAUUGCUGCCUGACUCCCCCUGCCCAGACCUGGGAUCCACCUGCCCUCCCCUCUGCCUGCAGUGCCAGCUCUCUGGGUGAUGAGCCCCAGGUACCCAGGACAGGGCUGCUCACACAGCCAUGGCUCAGUUGCCUUUGGCUCUUGUCCCAGGCAGCAGAGGCUGGGAGGUGUGUUCAUGUCCAAAAUCUGUUCUGGACCACAAUUACUCCCAGUCACUGCCUUUCCUAAACCGAAUUCACCAUCCUGCAGCUGCAGCCUGGGCCAUCCCCCAAAACUGUUGCCUCUGCUCUGGGUUGUGUCCACUCGAGGCAGAGGCGAGGGGUAUGGGCCUGGAGUCUCAGCUGUGGCACCAGAGACACAGAAAGGGCUUCUGCUGUUCCUCAGCAGGAGCUGUAUCUGCACGGGAGCUGGCACGGUGAGCGUGGAUCAGCCCCAGGCGCUGCAUGCCUGGCAGAGCUGCAGGGCAGCAGGGGCUGUGCUGUCACUGUUUGGCUUGGGCUAUAAAGUGAGUUAAUGAGUAACUGGCCAAAUGCUGAGCUGUGGCAAAGGAGCGAGAGGAACGGCUGUCUUGGAGUCAGGGAAAGCCCCAUGUGGGAGGGCUGCUUUGUCCCACCCAGGCUGUAGGGCUGGAUUUGGGACUGCAAGGGUCCCUGCCACACUGCAGCUGUGGCCAGACUCCUGCCAGAGGCUG
Molecule: messenger RNA, 2174 nt
Organism: Athene cunicularia (burrowing owl)
Lineage: Eukaryota; Metazoa; Chordata; Aves; Strigiformes; Strigidae
Gene: GPR119
Product: G protein-coupled receptor 119
Exons: 1
Coding region: 201-1175 (324 amino acids)
Biological process (GO): regulation of metabolic process; adenylate cyclase-activating G protein-coupled receptor signaling pathway
Cellular component (GO): membrane
Molecular function (GO): G protein-coupled receptor activity; phosphatidylcholine binding
Source: RefSeq, a predicted model, not a curated record